Besnoitia besnoiti is the source of this 1278-nucleotide messenger RNA. RefSeq names its product aquaporin 2. The record is from RefSeq and is a predicted model, not a curated record. Gene Ontology annotation, cellular component: plasma membrane. NCBI's taxonomy places the organism in Eukaryota, Apicomplexa, Conoidasida, Eucoccidiorida, Sarcocystidae. The transcript has a single exon. Bases 1 to 1278 code for a protein of 425 amino acids. Gene Ontology annotation, biological process: transmembrane transport. Gene Ontology annotation, molecular function: water channel activity.
AUGGACCUCGACAAGAAGGGCAUCGCCGCGGAGUUCCUCGGGAGCUUUGCACUCCUGUUUGGAGCAGGGCUUCUGAGCAUGUUUAGGUCGGACAUUUUCUCAUACGGGCUCGCAGUCUCGCUGACAUAUGCCGUUCUCACCUUCGUCUUGUACCAGUUCCGCAUUGCCCAGUUGAACCCAAUUCUUACGCUUACGGAGGUCUUUGCUGGUCGCGUGAAAGCGCAACACGGCGCGAUCAACAUUGCGCUGCAGUUCCUCGGCGCAACCUUGGGAGCCUCGCUUUCGGCGUUGAUCUGUGGCGAAUCUGGCUUUUUACCCGCUGGAGUCGAAGGAGCGCUCAGCGGAAAGAUUCUCCUUGCUCAAGGGGUGUUCUGUUCGACGUUGGCUUUCGCCCACAUCGAAAAUUCUGCAGACGUCGGCCGGCUCCCCGGCAUUGCCGUGGCUCUCAUCACCUACGCCGCGUACACCGCGACCAUGGGGCUGUCUGGCUACCUGAACCCGGCAGUGGCGCUGGGAACCAAUAUCGGCAAUGCGCUGCAAGGAACGUCAGUCAACUCGUCUCAGUUUGCGUCCUUCGUGAUCAUCCCGUUUUUGGCCGCAGCUGCUGGCUGGGGCGCCUACAAACUGGCGUAUGACAACCUCCUGAUGAGCGAGCUGUUUGGAAGUCUGGCGUUUACCUAUUGCUCCUGCUGCGCCAUGGCGGGAGGCGUACAGACGUGGAACACAGCUCUGAGCAUCGGAUGCAUUGCGGCGGCGCUGGUCUACACCAUCGGAUGGAAAUCUGGCGGCGCCAUCAACCCGGCGAUCUCCCUCGCAACCCUUGGCACAGGCCAGACGCACGUUCCAGACACCUUCUUCUACCUCCUCUUCCAGUGCGGUGGAGGAGCUCUUGGAGCUAUCUUGGCUCGUUACACGAUGGGUCCACUUAGUCUCUUCAACAUUUUGAGGUCAGGCAGCAACGGGUACGAUAUGCUGGUGCUCUUCGUCUUCAGCAUGCUGCUCAUGGGGGCGUACACCUUCACGUUCGGCGACAUCUUUGGACGACCAGCGGGCGCUGUGAUCGGCGCUGUCUAUGCGGCGUUCCAUUUGUGCUUCGUCAAGGCGGCCUCGCUGAAUGUGCAGACAACCUUUGGAAUCAUCAUCUCGCAGCUCCUCCUUAACGGAUACGGAGAGGACUGGUGGAAUUCCAUCGCGUGCCUCGGAAUCCCGAUUCUCAGCGCCCUCAUGUCCGCCGGCAUUUUCGCACUUCUGCCCGGCCGCUACCAGAGGCUUCCGUAA